This is a messenger RNA of Cercospora beticola, 979 nucleotides long. RefSeq names its product lipase family protein. The record is from RefSeq and is a predicted model, not a curated record. Gene Ontology annotation, biological process: lipid metabolic process. Lineage: Eukaryota; Fungi; Ascomycota; Dothideomycetes; Mycosphaerellales; Mycosphaerellaceae.
CUCACUACGGACAAGACAUAAUAGCAGUAGCGAUGCGCCGUUCUUGCAAAAUGGCCAGCUCAACUGUUAUCCGAAUUCCAACAUGCGUUUCGGUACUGGUCUCGCUGCCCUUGGGCUGUCCAUCGUCGCAGUGAACGCAUCACCGAUUGUUGGCAAUGUUCUAUUUCCACCCACAAGGCCAAGGACAACAGUCUCACAAUCUCUAUAUGACACCCUCAUCUUCUACGGCCGCUACGCUUCGACAUACACAACAGCACCAUGCAAGAAUCCACCCGAGGGAACAGUCGUCCAAGGCUUCGCCAACGCAGACCCAACGACCGAAAUGACUCUCUUCCGCGAUGAUGCCAGAAAGCAACUCAUCAUGGCUUUUCCCGGCACUGCAUCUCUCCAAGAUUUCGUCACCGACCUCUCGGCACAACAAGUCCCAGCCACAAUCGCAGGAGUCAAUUGUCCCGAGUGUAAAGUCCACCAAGGAGUUUUGAAAUCCUGGAAUGCUAUUCAACCUGAAGCUCAAAGAGUCUUGGACGAAGCUCUCACUGCGUAUCCUAACUAUGAACUUUUCCUCGUGGGUCAUUCUCUCGGCGGAGCUUUGACAAAAUUCGCGUAUGCGAGCUUGAAGAGUCAGGGAUACGAUAUCUCUGCUGCGUAUUCGUACGGAGAAUUCAGAACAGGAAACCAGGCUUGGGCGGAUUAUGUUGACGGACUUUCCGGGAAUACUGACGACAAUCAAGGACCAUAUUAUCGUGUGACGCACGCUGAUGAUGGCGUGCCGCAAGUUCUCGGUCCUCUGCAAGGCUACAGGCACUCAAGGAGUGAGUAUUGGUUCCAGAAGGGAGCUGAUGGUCCUGCGACGACUUUCCGAUGCUACGGACAGGAGCCGAGCGAUUGCAACAACUCGCAACUUGGAAUCGGAGUUGCUGGUAUCAACGCUGCUCAUAUCUUCUACCCUGGUAUCAAUGUUGUAGGCUGUGGCCUCUAA